Molecule: messenger RNA, 2407 nt
Organism: Chelmon rostratus (copperband butterflyfish)
Lineage: Eukaryota; Metazoa; Chordata; Actinopteri; Chaetodontiformes; Chaetodontidae
Gene: lrrc14b
Product: leucine rich repeat containing 14B
Exons: 3
Coding region: 1-1584 (527 amino acids)
Biological process (GO): negative regulation of apoptotic process; positive regulation of cell population proliferation; negative regulation of cell differentiation
Cellular component (GO): cytoplasm
Source: RefSeq, a predicted model, not a curated record
AUGAAGUCACUGCGAUUUCUCGCUGCUGAGGGCUUCAUCCAGAGUGGUCCGAGUGCUCUGGAGAACCUCAGCUGUGUGUCUUUUAACCUUUACCCACUUCUCUUCAAGGCCUGCUAUCUCCAUGAGCAGGCUGACUUCCUGCAUGAUUUGGUUCAGUCAUGGCCGCUUCCUGAGCUUAACCUACAGAACCUCCUGGGAAAGACAAUGGAUUGCCAGAUGGACCUCACCACGCGCACCUGCCGGCUUUGUCUGGUGGCAAUUCUAACUGGUUUAAAGGAUUAUGUGCUGUCUCCUCCAAAGACCUACGCCAAGAACCUGCAUGUGGUGGAUCUCACUGCCCUGAAGGAUGUUGAGCACCAGGCCUGCCCCUGUCAGUGUACCCUGGGUCGAUGGGGAAGGACCCAGCUCCUGACCCAAAUGUGCUAUGAGACCAUGGUGGCCAUGCAAGCCACUGACGUGUGUCAAUCUGCCUUUGAAACAUCUAUUGACGUCCGUCUGAAUGGCUUCAUCACAGGCCGCAACUAUGAGCUGGUGGCUCAGGUCUUCCUCCUCCUCCGCUACUGUCCACUGAAGCUUCGUUUCGUUGGUUUUCGGGCUGAUUCCCUCGCUCUCAAGCAGCUGUUCUACAUCAUUCGCCUAGCAGAGCCCGAGUCCAUUUCAAAGCUAGAGGUGGUCCACAAUGUUCCCCUGGAGGCCAUACACUUGGAGGUGCUGCUGUCCAGGGUGGAAUUCCCCAAAUUACAGUCUUUGACCCUGCCGGCUGGGGCAUUGGAUGUUAGGAGGCUGGGCUCUGAUGAUGAGGAUCUGCUGGCCACCAUCGGCAAUCUGCUGGCACAACUGAGCAGCCUCACUGAGCUCUAUGUGGGGUUCUCCACUCUAACUGGACACCUGCGCAGGCUGCUCAAUCCUCUCAACACUCCACUGCAGUGCUUGGAGUUGGCCAACUGCAGUCUGAACCGCGUGGACAUGACAUACCUUUCCAACAGCCUCCACAGCGAGGCCCUGGUCCGCCUGGACAUCAGCGGACAUGACAUCUGCGGCUCUUUCUCCACCAGUUUCCUCAAACUGCUCAGCCGUUGCUCAGCCACACUGGCCAGCCUGGCCCUUGAAGAAUGUAACAUUAAGGACGAGCACAUGGAUGCCUUCACUAAUGCUCUGACUAGCUGUCAGGUGCUCGAGGAGCUCAAACUCCUGGGAAAUCCUCUGACCUCUGCAGCCCUGCGGAGGUUAUUCUCCAUGCUAUCUGCAGGCUUUCCGAAGUUAAAGUACAUAGAGGUACCAGUUCCACGUGAGUGCUACUCUGAGGAUGUCACUUAUCCUCUUGAUGAUUCCGUCCUUCUGCGGUACAACAAGGACUUGUUUCAGGAGGUCAGGGACCAGCUGAUCGGGAUCCUGGAAGGAGCUGGUAGAGGGAGUGUGGAGGUGUGCACCCCGCUCAUGGGGGCCUACGACCCAGACAUUCGUGAAACCAGCAAUGAGCUGGGAGUGUCCAUGUUGAAAUCUUUUAACAAUGUUAUUGGGAACUUUAUAGGAACCAUAACUGAUGUGGACAACAGGAGAUCACAGGCUCAGAAAGAUAAUUAAGGAGGAUGCCAGUGUAAGGAUCAAGGAAAUGGGCUGACAGAAAGGGGUCAUGAACUGAGAUUGUUUACAUGAGUCUCAACAUUUCUGUAAAGCAGACCUGACUCUUCUAGCCUUACAAAAAUGUUCAUACUUAUGUUGACCAUGAGUGACCUCAACGACAAUUUCUUGUUUUUCAAGGCUGUCUUCUUAGGCUAAAUUAGACAUUUAUAUUCUAAUGUAGUGCUAGUAAAUUAGCUAGCAAACUGUCAGCACAUGGACUUGCCAACAUUGUUUUAGACAUUUUUCUUUUACCAGGAUGUCAACAGCAUGACACACUCUAUUCUCUCUCUGACUGGCUUACCCUAACCAAUGUCACACCUCAUGCCUGAACCUAACCACCCCAACUAACACAAACAAGUUUUAGCUAACCAGAGGCACAUUAAGGUGGAUCAUGACAUGCAUUAAGGUUGUGCUCUAUGCAUGAGCUAAAGCCAACAGAUCUAGUAAAAUGCAUUUGUUUAACUAUGGAUUAACAUCAUAUACAAGACCUCCAUCAUUGAUGUGAUGUUAACUGCGGGUCUUUAUUCUCUUUAGUUCUGCCUACAGACUGUAAGCCAAGCAGAUGUGCAGUGCAGACAGAUGUAGUGGGUUGCAAGAUACUGCACUUGAAGUUUGCCAGGGAUAUUGUCUUACCUGUAUCUAUUGUACAUGUUCUUAUGUCUAUAUUCUGGUUUAAAUGUUGUAUAUAACUGGAUUUGUAAAUGUAAACAGCACACAUUUGGAACGAGGCAAAUCUGGAUUUAGCAUGUUGCAAUUUUGUCACAAUAAUUAAUCAAAUCUUCAA